ACCUACUUCAAUUGUUCCCAUAAAUCUGGUAACAGAGAAAACUUUUCAGCUAAACGCCGAUAAGAAUUCAUACUACUCACAAUACUCUAUAUAUUGGGAUCAUCACAACAGUCAAGGCUACCUCACAGUAUCUCACAUUUGGCUGCCCACUUUUUUCCUUUGUCUUGAUCAUUUAAACUUCAGACUUCCUUGCCUUCCGCGUCAUGGAGAAAGUCCAAUACCUCACUCGCUCUGCUAUAAGAAGAGCUUCAACCAUUGAAAUGCCUCAACAAGCACGUCAGAAUCUCCAGAACCUGUUCAUCAACUUCUGUCUCAUCUUAAUAUGCCUCUUGCUGAUCUGCAUCAUCGUGAUGCUUCUCUGAAGUGCUGCUGCCAUGUCCAGUGCUGCAACCUGUCACCAUCAGCUUAAGCCUGUCACCCACGGAUAGGGGAAAAGAGACCACUUCCCAUGAAGAGCAAAUUCUUCAUGCAAACAUCAAGGUUCAGAAGAAAUGAUUAGCAAAUGUCUUCAUCUGCUGGAUCUUGCAACCAUGAAAAGGGCUCAAUUUUUAAAAUUAACUUUAAAAUGACUAUAAGUGUGCAUAAUGUAACUGUUAAUUUCUGCAACAGAGCUUAUAAGUUUCAAUCCCAAAUCUUUUCUGAGGAUGAACUAGGAGUUUAGUUUUGAAACUGUACUGCUAACAAGUCACUUCAUAUAUAAAGCAUUAGCUUCACUGUUUGGGGUAAAUAUAAUUUAUAUUGUACUGAAAAAGCCUCUUCGAUGUUUAUUAAGUAUUUUUCAGGUCUUCACCAACUAUCAAAACAAUCAUUCAAAUGACAUGUCAUUAUUUUAAAUAGCCCACUGAUUCCUCACUUUAUCUUCAUUAUUAUUAUACAAACGUCUCUUUAGUAACUAUCAUAACCUCCAUUCUAAAAUAGAAAUUGCAUUCUUUUCCUAUACUUACCUUAACAUUGUUUGAAGUACAUGAGAAUCAAGUAGGAAAAAGAAGACCAUACUAUUACAUAAAUAAAAUUUCUCUUAGCUAUUUUUUAAAGAAUAUAGAAUGCUAGUACAUGUAGAUAACCAUAAAUCUAUUUUCUCUAGGACAUUAUGAUAAAUAAAGGAGAAGUGCUGGUUAAUUUAACAGCUGACAGUGUGAUUAGCCAUAAUUACUAAUACACUAAUAGAAUAGAGUCUAACCUUAAUUUAUGGCAUGUAGUUGAUUAACUGAGUUACAGUAUAUAACUUGCCAUACUGUAUCUUUGGAAUCAUGAAAUCUUAAGACUUCAUAUUUUAUAGGUUGUCUUCUAUUCUAUCCUCAUACUCAAUGUAGGCAAACAAAAGAAAAAUGUAACAUUUCAAAUACUGAAAAAUAAAAUUUUUGAAUUCUCUC
Molecule: messenger RNA, 1373 nt
Organism: Myotis davidii
Lineage: Eukaryota; Metazoa; Chordata; Mammalia; Chiroptera; Vespertilionidae
Gene: PLN
Product: phospholamban
Exons: 2
Coding region: 204-362 (52 amino acids)
Biological process (GO): negative regulation of calcium ion import into sarcoplasmic reticulum; negative regulation of heart rate; negative regulation of ATPase-coupled calcium transmembrane transporter activity
Cellular component (GO): sarcoplasmic reticulum; membrane
Molecular function (GO): ATPase inhibitor activity
Source: RefSeq, a predicted model, not a curated record